Molecule: messenger RNA, 4401 nt
Organism: Leishmania braziliensis MHOM/BR/75/M2904
Lineage: Eukaryota; Euglenozoa; Kinetoplastea; Trypanosomatida; Trypanosomatidae
Product: putative AMP deaminase
Exons: 1
Coding region: 1-4401 (1466 amino acids)
Biological process (GO): IMP salvage; AMP metabolic process
Cellular component (GO): cytosol
Molecular function (GO): AMP deaminase activity
Source: RefSeq, a predicted model, not a curated record
AUGGACAACGAAUUCACUUAUCGUGAGGGGUCAACCAAGCCCAUAUCGCCAGAGCUUCAUCCUGGCGUCCCCUUCCAGCCUGCACUUUCGCAAAAUGGAUCCACCUCUACGGUUCCCUUCUCGGAGAGAAGUGAUCACCUGCGUUGUCUCCACGGUGUCCCGCACGGAGGCCUCGCCCGCGAGCCAUCAGAGAUGUUUCAAGUUGUCAUUGACGGUGACGACGGCGGUGUUGAGAUGCGGCGCGUGCAUGACCGCAUCGAGGCUGCCCUGCGUGUGCGCUCACUAUACCGACCCCUGAAGACUCACGUGAAUAGCCAGGAGCGGGAAAACCCGUACAUGUCAGCCCCAAUGCCCAGCUGCGUCACAAUCGCGCAGGAUGACGGCGUCUACCAGGUCUCUGACCAUAACGUGUCACUUUUUCUCCCUAUACCAAAGUGGGCGCAGUACGCGAUGGACGUACAGAGGGUGCGGCUCACCGUUGGCAAUGCCGGCUGUGUCAACGCCUGCCACCAUCGCCUUGGCAUUAUGCAAGAGCGCUCCCGUAUGUUUUUUCUGCUCAAUGCAGAGAUGGAAGAGCGGGCAAAUUAUCACAAAGCAGGGGGUGUCUUUUCGGCCGCCAGGAAGGUAGACAACGCGGUCCUGCUUGCCGAGUCGAUGGACGCGCAGGAGCUGCUCGAGGGGGUGAAAGAGAUGUACCGGCGCAGUCCAGAGGCACCAGUGCGCCUGCGCGACGGGUCCAGCUCCACGUUGCGUGAGCUGCUUGGCACACACGGCAUACGAUCCGCAGAUGAGCUGACUGUGGCUGGUCUAGGAUGGCAGGCCGAGAAGGACGCGCCUCAUCACGGUCAGAUCGACUCUGCGGAUUACAAGAGCAUGGCCACCCUCGGCGCCGAGCUGCGCUUCUCCUUUACUGCGUUGCAGGGGUGCCUGUGCGAGAAGGUGCUGCGACGUGUGGUCACCAGGGCAGAGCGGCCGUCACUCACUCCACAGGCCGCCGAGUACAGCCUGACGCUCUACGGCCUGCACUCCACCGAGCUGAGCGAUCUGGCGGAGCUGAUGCGGCGAAGGCUCGAGGGCCCGCAUCCGAGAGUGCAGUAUAUUUUGAACAUCAGCUUCACCGAGUCACCACCCUUCGAGGUGGUGAGCAACUGCACGACGGUACAGGACCAGCUGGACAACAUCUUUCUCGCUCUUUUCAAGGCCACCUUGGCUGAGAAUGACCCGAGCAACGCUGGCGUGGUGUGGCUGCUGGGGCAGGUGGGCGCUCUGCAAAUGCUUCAUGAACGGGACGGGCCCGACUGCGACUUUAACGAGACGGCUCCACCCCCAGAUCAGGUUCCGAUUGCGGACAAGCAGAGCGGGCUCUACUACAUGUACUACCUUUACGCGAACCUCGCCGUGCUGAAUAGCCUGCGGCGGCGCAAGGGAUUGGUGCCAUUUCAGUUGCGCUGUACCGGCAACAAGUCGACAGGGAUGGACGACCUGAUCGGCGCCUACAUCCUCUCCGACGUCAUCACGCGCGCGACCAAGAUUACCGACUACCCCGUGCUGCAGUACCUGUGCGGUCUGCAUCGUGUUGGCCUAACGGUGUCGCCGCUGUGCGAUCACAUGGAGGAUAUCGUGGCAUACAAGGACCAUCCGCUUCCCCACUUUUUGCACCGCUGCCUGCACAUCACGCUAUCGACGGAGUCGCCGCUGCGUUACCACCACAACCCCCGCGCACUCAUUGAGGAGUACGCCACGGCGCAGAAGAUGUUUCGACUGAGCUCGCUGGACAUGACAGAGCUUGCGCAUAACAGCGUUCUCAUGUCUUCCUUUUCUCCUGAUGUGAAGCGGCAGUGGCUCGGGGGCGACUACCAGCUGGGCGUCGAUGGUAACGUGUUUGAGGUGAGCCACGUCACCAACGCACGGCUUGCGUUUCGCGAGGAUGCCUGGGAGCUGGAGCGCAACAUGAUGCGUGACCUUAACUUAAGCCCCCCUCAAGAGGUCGGCGCCGGGCCCAGCUGCUGGCACUACCUGAGCAACGUGCAGGAGGUGGAAUACGACACUGUUAUGGACAACCGCGUCCGCUUUCCGCGCACCGUGCUCAAGGGACCACACACGGAUCUGAAGACGGCGACGGCGGCACCGCGUGUUGCGCGCGCGCUCGAUUUGCGCCACCAGUACAUCUGGCGCCCACCCCCGCCGUGGGAGACGGCGCAGCGGCACGACGUCGAGACAGAUUUUCAGCGCCGGACGGCAACCUUCAACGAGGAUGAAUGGACCUACGCGGCGAGCGACGGGGUCUUCAUUGCGUACCCGAAAAGCGCCGUGCACGCCUGGCCGCGGUCGCUGCCGACGCUCGACGACUUCUACAAGCACCUGCGCGAGCUCAAGGAUAUCUGCGCCAGCGCCGAGGUGAAGGAGUACGCGCACAAGCGACUCGAAAACCUCGAUCACAAGUUCCGCCUGCACCUCGCUCUCAACCAUGAAAACGAAGCUGGCACCACGGAGGAUCGGCAGUCCUCAAACCGCGACUUUUAUCAGGCCACUAAGGUUGACACGCACAUCCACAUGGCAGCCGGCAUGACCCCGAAGCAGAUUUUAAAGUUUGUGCUUGCCAAGUUGAAGGAAAGCGGCGACGACAUUGCUAUGAAGAAGGGGGACGACAUCAUCACCCUGGGGCAGCUCUUCGUGAAGGCUGGCAUCACGCCGAACUUGACGGUGGAUCAGCUGAACGUGCAGGCUGACCACACGCUGUUUGAACGCUUCGAUAACUUCAAUAGCAAGUACAACCCGAUGGAAAACGGCGACCUGCGCUCGCUGUUGCUCAAGACGGACAACUUCAUGAAUGGCCGCUACUUUGCAGAGCUCAUCCACGACGUCUUUGAACAGUACUCACGCGACCGCUACACCUACGCUGAGAACCGCGUCUCCGUCUACGGUAUCAACAUCAAGGAAUGGGACAAACUGGCGAAUUGGUUUGCCACCCACGGAAUGGCAAACAAGCACAACAAGUGGAUUAUUCAGGUGCCGCGCGUGUACAAGGUGUUCCGCGGGCAGAACGUCAUUGGCAGCUUUGGCCAGUAUCUAGAGAACAUCUUUCAGCCCUUGUGGGAGGCCUCACUGCACCCGAGCGAGCACCCAACGCUGCACAACUUUCUCAAUCAUGUGAGCGGAUUCGACUCCGUCGACAACGAGGCCACUAUCGAUCUCCCAUUCACGACAGUCUCGCCGUGGGCGUGGACGGCUGUCGAGAACCCGCCCUACAACUACUACCUCUACCACCUGUACGCUAACAUUCGCACCCUCAACGAGUUCCGCGCCUCUCGCGGCUUCUCCACGUUUGGGCUGCGGCCGCACUGCGGCGAGUCUGGCUCUGAGGUGCACUUGUACGGCGCCUUUCUGUGCGCGAACAGCAUCUGCCACGGUAUCAAUCUGCGCAACGAUCCACCAAUGCAGUACCUCUACUACCUGACCCAGAUUGGACUGCACGUGUCACCUCUGAGCAACAACGCUCUUUUCUUGUACUUUUUGAGCAACCCUUUUCCCGACUUCUUCCAUCGCGGGCUGAAUGUGUCGUUGAGCACUGACGAUCCGAUGAUGUUCCACCAAACACAGGAGCCGCUGAUAGAGGAGUACAGCAUUGCUGCGCGUGUAUGGGGACUCAGCGCGAAUGACCUGUGCGAGAUUGCGCGCAACUCCGUGCUACAGUGCGGCUUCGACAACAACUUCAAGCGCAACGCAAUCGGUGACCGAUGGUUCCUCUCGUCCUCGUUGGGCAAUGACUCGCUGCGCACGCACCUUUCCGACAUCCGUGUUGCGUUUCGGUUUGAGACGUACCAUACCGAACUGAAGCAUCUGGAGCUGUGCUGCGGACGGCCGGUGGCGCGCUUCAUGAUGACCGCCGCCGAGGAGCGCGCUGUCGACGCCAAGAUCGUCGAUAUGCGGCACGAGUACGUCCUUCUCUCCACGCAUGAUCAGGCGAUGGAGGUGAUGCUGCGCGAGAUGGAGGACACGAAAGAGAAGAUCUUGCAGUCCCGGACCCAGGUAGAAAUCCUGCGACGGCAACAGCGCUCUCUGCUGGAGAACAUUACGGAGAUUGGCAUUCGCCGCCAGGAGGCGGAGGAGCAGGCCGCGCAGGAGAAGGAGCUGCUGGCCUACAAGGGCCCCCUCUACACGCGUGACAAGUCACAGGGCUCGCAUGUCGGCGACGCCGGCGCUGGCCGCUCUAGCAGCGUACAGAGCCCCACUUGUCCGACACAGCAGGGAGAGGCAAUGAAGAGGCUUUUGCGCUGGAAGCCGAUGCCACCAGAUCUGAUGCGCUCUGUAACCCAGGCGAGCGUCGGCGGUUCUCGUGGGCGUCCACUUCCGCCACUGCCAGGAACAGCAGCCGUAUUCAAGCGUGACAGGUGCCAAUGA